Molecule: messenger RNA, 1387 nt
Organism: Astyanax mexicanus (Mexican tetra)
Lineage: Eukaryota; Metazoa; Chordata; Actinopteri; Characiformes; Acestrorhamphidae
Gene: guk1b
Product: guanylate kinase 1b
Exons: 9
Coding region: 107-778 (223 amino acids)
Biological process (GO): purine nucleotide metabolic process
Cellular component (GO): cytosol
Molecular function (GO): GMP kinase activity
Source: RefSeq, a predicted model, not a curated record
AAGCUGGAGCAGCAGGUCAGUGAGUUACUUACACUAACACACUCACACGCACUCACACACUCAGCCCCACACACUACACUACACCUGCUCAGUGUCAGAAAGGCAAAUGUCAGGACCCAGGCCAGUAGUUCUCAGUGGCCCAUCUGGGGCUGGGAAAAGCACCCUGCUGAAAAGGCUGAUGAAGGAAUAUGAGGGUGUUUUUGGUUUCAGCGUGUCCCAUACAACCAGAAAUCCUCGUCCUGGAGAAGAGGACGGCAAGGGACUCAAUUGUCUCCCAAUGCUUCUGGGGGCUACGUUACUACCUGUAGCAGACGUCCUAUCCUCUGUAUCAUCUGAAGAUUACCACUUCGUCACCAGGGAGAAGAUGCAGGAGGCCAUCGACAACAACGAGUUAAUCGAAAACGCUGAGUUUUCUGGGAAUAUGUACGGCACCAGUAAAUCGUCUAUAGAGGACGUUCAGGCCCAGAACCUGAUCUGCAUCCUGGACGUCGACAUUCAGGGAGUGAGAAACAUCAAGGAGACUGACCUGAACCCCAUCUACAUCUCCAUCCAGCCACCGUCCAUGGAGAUACUGGAGCAGCGCCUUCGAGAUCGUAAAACAGAAACUGAAGAGAGUUUACAGAAACGUCUGGAGGCAGCCCGGAUCGACAUGGAGCUCAGUAAGGAAGAAGGAGUUUUUGAUUUGGUCAUCAUUAACGAUGACUUGGAUGAAGCCUAUGAAAAGCUCAAAAGUGUUCUUAUUGAGGAAAUUCAGAAGGUUCAAGAUGCCAAAAAGUAGAAAGAAGAAAAACAAGCACUUUUACCUUCUCAGAGUGGACCUUCGCAGCCUUUCCGUGCAGCCUUCUAGCACACUGCCCGGCUGCAGGAGAACAUGUCUGAAACACAGCAUACACAGAAAUGCUCAUCACUCUGAGAGAUCUUCAGCACAAAGCAGAGAAAACUCACCUUUUUAAAAAUGUUAUUUAUUCAAAUAAUCACUGUAACUAAUGAACUGUCAUCUACUGUGAUCUCCUGAUCUUCUGCGGCCUACCUGGAGAUCGGACACAGCUGCUGAGCCAUACGAAGAGUGAAACCUCUCUAAAAAUAUCACUGAAACCUGGGCUAUGUUCAUUUUAUGUACAAUAUUGUGUAGACAGUGUUUCUUAUAAUGGCAAUGUGGUACAACAGCAACCCACCUAAAGGCAUCAGACAGUAGAACCCAGUGUCCACCUGUUAGAUUACUCUUGUGUUAUUGUAUUGUCAUGUUAGUGAUCGACAGUUUCCAGUAAACGCACAGUAAGAGAACAGCAGCUGGCCUCAGGAUUAUUGAUUCAGGGUGCUGAAACUGGUAUGAGUGAAUGAUCAUCUGAUUAAUCAUCUGAAAUAAAACCAAAUGAUCACAAAUAUA